Molecule: messenger RNA, 1464 nt
Organism: Cherax quadricarinatus
Lineage: Eukaryota; Metazoa; Arthropoda; Malacostraca; Decapoda; Parastacidae
Source: RefSeq, a predicted model, not a curated record
GAGGGAAGGGACACAGGAGAGGGAGGAGACGCAGGCGUGGUAGCAGACUACAGCCAUGGAGGAAGUGAUGCUGUAUGAGGAGCAGCAGACCUGUGCCUGCUGUGUGUGUCGUGUGGAGGCCUUGCAGCAUUAGCAGUGUUACAAGUUGCAAGCGAACUUGACUGUUGUGACGUGUGUUGCAGCCCCCCGAGGCCACAACACAACAUGUAGACUCUAUAGCAUUGAACCUCAAUACAUCUGCCACACUGACUAUACCACUGCAAUAUUGUCUGAACUACCACUGCAACAUCCAGAUUUGAUCACAAAUAAACAGUCGAGGAAAAUUUUGUGCGUAAGGUUUGAAAAAAAAAAAGCACCGGACACUUCUAAAAAAUAUUAACACCGUAAUAUUUUUUUUCGUAAAUCAGUUCUGGAGCGCUGAAAGAAAAGUGUAAGAUCAAGAUAAACACACCAUGACAUUGGCUCUUAAGCUCUGGUGUUUAGGGGCGUGUUUGGCUCUCUCAGAGUGCCUGAAGAACGAGCUGUCGUGUUACCAGUGUAACGUCAGCGAUAACGUAGCUUGCAGUGACGAAUAUCUUCUACCAUGCCCCAACAAGCAAGCUUAUGACAGAUGCGAGACCCGAGAGAGGAAGACAGCUGACGGUCGACGCUGGGUGGAGAAGGGCUGUGCUCUCUCACCCUGUCAUCUGCGGCCUGAGGAAGAAGCGUCACUGGGUCUGCUCUGUGACUACUCUGCCCCGAGCUAUGACUGUGUCUUCUGCUGCAAGGAGAGUGGUUGUAACAGCAGCGGCAGAGUCGCCGUCAGCCUGUUUAUCUUGUCAGUGGUGGUGAUGUUAGCAUCACUGGCGCCUCUGCUCAUGUCCCUGAUAAUGCUCCGCCAUCCCUAGACUCUAUAGCCUCUUCUCCAGGACGACUACCUUCUCGCCCUCCUCACAACUCCACCGACAUGGCUUAUUCUACCACUGCUUGACACUUCACUACCAUUAUCUCUACUGUAACCGAUUUUGUAUCUCUUGUUACCUGUUUCCUGUUAAAUCAUUAAUCUGAUAUCAUUUUAACCUGUUUUCUUACAUCUACUGCCUUCCACCCUUUAUGUUUCACAUAUUUUUUCCAUUUCGUUUGUCCUUUCCCAUCUCUAAUCUUCACAGCAGCUUCCAUCAUCUCCAUGUAUAGCUUCUUAUCACCCACCUUUCAUCUUCCAUCCCCCAUAUUCUCUAUCAGUGCAUUUUACAGCAUAAUAUUCUCAUCAUGAGUUAGCUAGAAGCUUCGUAGAAAGAAAAAAAAACAUAUGUAGACUGUAAAUAUAUUGUUUAUUUCUCAGAAUCUCCAGGAAAUUCGAGUAAUCUAUCUAUUUGAUCCAUGUUUUUGAUACAACUUUACGUCUUAAAGAUCUUUCAUAGCAUAGUUGUCGGUUCUUUAGUUUGUCAAGCCUGAUAUUUAUUUUGUCCAUCUCCUGUCAAUAUC